Messenger RNA from Cololabis saira (Pacific saury), 1560 nucleotides. Its product is annotated as zinc finger protein 135-like. The record is from RefSeq and is a predicted model, not a curated record. Lineage: Eukaryota; Metazoa; Chordata; Actinopteri; Beloniformes; Belonidae. Gene Ontology annotation, biological process: regulation of transcription by RNA polymerase II. The coding region runs from base 99 to 1220 and encodes 373 amino acids. The transcript has a single exon. Gene Ontology annotation, molecular function: RNA polymerase II cis-regulatory region sequence-specific DNA binding; DNA-binding transcription factor activity, RNA polymerase II-specific.
CUUCAACAAACCUGAAGAUCCAUAAGAGAACUCACACUGGUGAUAAACCGUACAGAUGUGAGCAGUGUGGAGUACGUUUUGCGCAGCAAAGUUCUCUAAUGAGUCACCAACGUAUUCACACUGGAGAAAAGCCUUAUAGAUGUGAUCAGUGUGGAGCGGCUUUUGCCUGGAAAAGUCACCUGAAGCAACACCAACUUAUUCACUCUGGAGAAAAGCCUUACAGCUGUGAUCAGUGUGGAGCGGCUUUUGCCCAAAAAAGUCACCUAAAGAGUCACCAACGUAUUCACACUGGAGACGAGCCUUACAGCUGUGAUCAGUGUGGAGCGGCUUUUGCCUGGAAAAGUGCCCUAAAGCAACACCAGCUUAUUCACUCUGGAGAAAAGCCUUACAGCUGUGAUCAGUGUGGAGUGGCUUUUGCUCGACAAAGUUCACUAAAGAGUCACCAGCUUAUUCACUCUGGAUUCAAGCCUUACAGAUGUGAUCAGUGUGGAGCGGCUUUUGCUCGACAAAGUUCUCUAACGAGUCACCAACGUAUUCACACUGGAGAAAAGCCUUACAGAUGUGAGCAGUGUGGAACGGCUUUUACCCAACAAGGUCCGCUAAAGCAACACCAGCGUAUUCACUCUGGAUUCAAGCCAUACAGAUGUGAUCAAUGUGGAGCGGCUUUUGCCCACCAAAGUUCUCUAACGAGUCACCAACGUAUUCACACUGGAGACAAGCCUUACAGCUGUGAGCAGUGUGGAGCGGCUUUUGCCCAAAAAAGUCACCUAAAGCAACACCAGCUUAUUCACUCUGGAGACAAGCCUUACAGCUGUGAUCAGUGUGGAGCGGCUUUUGCCCAAAAAAGUCACCUAAAGCAACACCAGCUUAUUCACUCUGGAGACAAGCCUUACAGCUGUGAUCAGUGUGGAGCGGCUUUUGCCCACAAAAGUUCUCUAACGAAGCACCAACGUAUUCAUACUGGAGAAAAGCCGUACAGCUGUGAGCAGUGUGGAGCGGCUUUUGCCCAACAAAGUUCUCUAACGAGUCACCAACGUAUUCACACUGGAGAAAAGCCUUACAGAUGUGAGCAGUGUGGAGCGGCUUUUGCCCAACAAAGUAACUUAAAGCAACACCGGCUUAUUCACUCUGGAUUCAAGCCUCACAGAUGUGAGCAGUGUGGAGCAGCUUUUGCCACAUCAAGGCAUCUAAGGCGACAUCAAAGUAUUCACACUGGAUAAAAAGUGUACAUCCCUGAUCAGUACUGAUAUCAUUUAUUUUUAAAGUUCAGUUAAAAUGCACCAGUUUAGUUAAUUUAGUUACCAGGAAACUGGACCAUAUUACACUGGUCAUGAAAUCGCUACACUGGCUUCCAGUGAGUCAAAGGAUAGAGUUUAAAAUCAUACUCAGGGCUGUACGCUUAUUUUUUUGAAUGGUAGCACUGGUGCUAGCAAGUUAAAAAACUUUAGUAGCACAAAUAAAAAUUUACUAGUACACCCGGGUGGACAGUUAGUUAACCUGUUUAUUGUGAAAUCCAUGUUAUAUUCAUCAGAACUUCAUUUACAUGUUGAACAGCAAAUA